AUGGCGGCUACAUCAUACUCAGCAGACCCAACUCUGUACCUCUAUACCUCGCUUACGGCCGGGUCGUCUCACAUCAUUACAGCUACGUCGAGACUAGAAACAAUACUCAAGGCAAACAAGAUUCCGUUCCGAGCAAUAGAUUGUGCAACGGAUGAAAAAGCUCGCAUGCUAUGGGGGAGGAGAUCAAAGGGUAGGAAACUGCCCGGUCUGGUCAAAUAUGGAACAAUCAUUGGUGACCUUGAACAGAUCGAAGAGUGGAACGAAUAUGGCGAACUCAAAGAGCAAAUUGCUUCCACGCAAGAUUUUGGCAGCUUAACUACAAGCACGAAUCUAGCUCCCGAGCCACCAGCUCCCAGUACAUCUUCCACUCCCCAGAGAUCGAGCCCUCCAUCCCGUGCCUCAUCAGAAACGCGCCACAUUUCCAUCAGUGAACCAAAAGACAAGGAGAAAGAGAAGGACCAAGAAAGCCCCGCCUAUGAAAGCAAGCAGGCGCGAUCACCAAAGCCCACUGAAUCACCAAUGAAUCUCGCCAUAAGACAGUUGGGUGCCGAAGCAGCCGCCGUUGCCGGCCAGAAAAGAGCCACGGCCGCCCAAGCUGCCAAAGCAGCAACAGCAGCGCCCGUAAAAGAACCCAGCGCUUCAGAUAAAACGCCUGUACCAGCAGUCACUAGACUGAGUGCAGAUGCCGCAGCUGAGUCGCCCGAUACUGCCACCGAAGUUACUGCUACCAAGACACCUGCCCAACUUGCAGCUGAAGGAGCAAAAAGGACGUCAGUAGACAAGAUUGAGGAAUCAAAGAGUGGCGCAGCAUCGGGUAUUAAUGAAGACUCAACAUCGACUGAAGAACAACUUCUCGCAUUACGAAGGACAAGCAGCAUCGCCAAGGCGAAAACACCACUGAGUGAAACUACGCCUAUAGAGGAGAGCGAGACUGUACUCGAAGAUUCAACAACCGCUCCGGAGCCUGAGAAGAGUUCAGCUGUGUCGCCAUCAGAAGGAAAAUCUCCUCUGCAGCAUCGCGGAAGUGAUAUUGGUGAAGCCCGCCCCGAGGACAUCGGGGCCGGAAAGAAGAAGUUGGGUAUUAGAGAAGAAAAGAAUGAGGACGAUGAGGACGAGGGAGAAGAAGAAAAGGACAGAGUUGUGACUAGCACAGAUAAAGUGGAGGAAGAGGUGACUAAAGGGACGGACACACAGAAGACAGGUGCAAAUGACGCGGACAAGGCUGGAGUUAGUGUGGGGGAUUAG
This is a messenger RNA of Rhinocladiella mackenziei CBS 650.93, 1245 nucleotides long. RefSeq lists its product as uncharacterized. Gene Ontology annotation, cellular component: cytoplasm. The record is from RefSeq and is a predicted model, not a curated record. Lineage: Eukaryota; Fungi; Ascomycota; Eurotiomycetes; Chaetothyriales; Herpotrichiellaceae. Bases 1 to 1245 code for a protein of 414 amino acids. The transcript has 2 exons.